Messenger RNA from Dacryopinax primogenitus, 2441 nucleotides. RefSeq lists its product as uncharacterized. The record is from RefSeq and is a predicted model, not a curated record. The transcript has a single exon. The annotation marks the transcript as partial. Lineage: Eukaryota; Fungi; Basidiomycota; Dacrymycetes; Dacrymycetales; Dacrymycetaceae.
GUCAACUCGCCGUGUCCUUGCACAGGCACCUCCUCAUCCUCAACAACAUCCUCAACAACAUCCUCAACGACCUCCUCAACGUCUACAACUGCAACUACAGUAUACUCAAUAUCUUGAACAUAAUAAGCAAUCCUUGGCAUAGGCAAUAACAUGAUCCAACAAAUAUAAGAGCCCUCACCUAGCAGCACGGCAUGCCAAAACCAACCUUUCUUCAACAUCUCCUCGGACGGCCAUCACGCAAGUAUGCACCAGAUGGGGAAGUGUGGGAAGGACAGGGGAAGGGGAGGCAUGAAGGGUUCUAUAGAGAGGAUUGGGAAUGGGCUCGAGAGGGAGUGAAUAGGCAGAAGGAGGAGAGAGAGGCAGGCAAUGAGAGGGAAACGUCAAGUGUGGAAAUACCGAAAAUAGAACCGCCGAUGGUUGUCCUACAUCCUUCGACACCACCAUUGCCGACGUCGCAUUCACCUUCACUCAUGUCUAUCCUGUGCAAGCCUCCUCUCUCCCAACAAGGAGAAAGCGACGAAGAUGAGUUCAUCACUCCUCCCGAAUCACCCUCAUCAUCACCCACCCAUUCCCUUCCCCUCCCUCCUGUCCUACCCCUCCCCCCUAUCAAGGCAACUCAAACACCAAAGAUUCAUUCUAUUCCUCGUCUCCUCAGGGCAGCUCGACCUCCAGCCCCCGCACUCAGCCCUCGAAGCACUUCGACGAGCGGAACAACGGCUUCGGAAGACGCCUUCUCGAGCUAUUCCUGGAGCAAAAGCGCCAGUACGGGGAUGACGACACCGGCAUUAUCGAGGGAAGCAUCCUCCAAAUCUAGCAGGGGCGUUCAGCGAGCGUCGGGCAAAAUGGGUAAUAGGGACCCUCUCCCACCCACGGUUUCGCCACGGGAGAGCAGCAGCACAGUCUCUGCUGAUACGGCACAAGAUUGGGCCAAAGACGUCAGGUGGCUUGUCCUUCCUCAAGAACUCGCCCAACAUAGGUACUCCGAUGAGAGCAAGACGAGCAAUCAAGGGAAGAUCGUCGUACGGAGAAGUCAGAGCCAACGAACCAGCAGCCGACAUCCCAACACCUCCGGAUCUUCCCAUCUCCCGCUGGCUUCGGCCCCGCCCUCUCGGAGCUUGUCAACCCGCUCCGCACCUGCACCUGCAGUGCUCGAGCCAACUAAGGCGCCGACCGCAGCUCCGAGCCGACGUAAUUCGAGUUCCGUCCGGUCUGAACGGGCGCUGCCUGCCUCUACCUCUGCGGCUGCCUUCGUACCUGCCACCCCAACCUAUGUCUCUGCUUCUGACUCGGCCUCUGACCAGCAGAGAACACGUACAAAGUCUGCCUCUAUGCCUAUGCAGACUCGAACGCAAGCGCUUUCUUCGCCCCCCCUGCCUUCCCUUCCCCACUCGUACAGCGUCCCCCUUCCUCGGCACCCUCGCCCUCCUCAUUCAGCCCAUUCAGCUCACUCGGCCCUCUCACCUCACCCCAGGAUGUCAGACGUCCCCGAAUUGGACGAGGACUUGCUCCAUGUGGGUUCGGCUGCCUCUUCCCUACCGAGCUCCUCGACAGUCAGGCCAGGAUCUACCGUCCCACCACCCCCGCCCCCACCGACACCGGCGGUAACUCCGUGUUCUGCCCCCGUACGCGCACCUUCCAUCCGCCCUCGCACUAGUUCAGCACCCACCCGUUCUCUCUCCCGCUCUUCUCACACCUCCCACUCCCACUCCCACUCCACCUCCCAGUCACACACCGUUCUCCUCCCCUCUCCCCUGCCUAUCACUCUUCCCUCCCAACCAACAGGAUACACAUCCCUCCUCCUUCCUCACGCCUCUUACGUCCCUUCCGACCCCUGGCGUGCCGCUACCGAGGGAAAAGUGGACGUCACAAAACUAGGGAUAGGCCAAGCGGCAAUGGCGACUGUUUCUGUCGUCCGCGGCGCAGCGAAGAGCCGCUCCCACCGUCUUUCGCUCUCCCUCUCGCAAUCACAAAGCUCUCCAAGCCGAGAAUCCCCAGAACACGCACUAGCAUUCACGGUCCGCACCCCUCCUCCCUCCCGCGUCCCACCCCAAUCCGCCCUGGUUCGCGUAUUCGUCUGCUCGCUGAACUACGCCGACGCCCUCCUCCUCCGUCAAAAACUCUCUUCAUCGGAAGCGUUCGGCUACAUCCCCGGCCGUGCACUUAUAGGGCAGGUGGUAGAAGCGGGCUGGGACUGUCCGGGUUUGACGAGAGGAGAAUGGGUUCUCGCGUUACUCGACCCGCGGCACCCUGGUGCACUAGCAGAGUUCGUCAUCGUCGACAGGAGGCGGCUAUGUCCCUGCGCAACCUCGAAGUCAGACCUCACACUAUUGCAACUCUCGCUCUUGCCGCUGGUUGGUGUGCCGGGAAUGAGGGCAGCGAGGACGGCACAAGGGGAAGGGAGGGGGCUGAUCUUGCUUGGAAAAGGGAUGGGUGGAGUGGGA